UUUCCUCGAGUUUGAGGCUCAAGUUCGAAUCUUUACUGCAAAAACGAAAGAGCCCACUAUCGGUAUUUUCAUUUCUUUGCUCCUUUUCAUUAUGUUUUCCUUUCUGGGUUUUUCAAAUUUAAUCAAUUGACAAACCAAUUUCCAUCUCAAAAUCAGAGCUGGAUUCGUAAGACACCCAGAACAGAACAGUCGUUUCUCUCUCCCUCUGUCUCUCACACGCACACUCUCUCUCUCUUACGCAGCUUUCACGUGUCGUCUGAGGUACGAUCAUCGUGCUUUCCGCUUUCCCUCCUGCUCUGAGAAGGGAGAAAAAAUAAACACAGAUGCAUUCACAUCGCAUUUCAGAGAGAGACAGAGAGUGGGGGAGGGAGCCAGGAAGGAGCGUUCUUCUUGGUUCUUUCCUCACAGUUCAUUUCACUUCUUUAUUCGAAACCAAAAACUGUCAACUCUUCCCUCGGAGAACAGGAAAAGAGAAAAAUGUCGCCGUACACACGCUUGGGUUUGCAGGCCUUUUUCACGGCCGUCUUUACUACUACUGAUUUACUGCGACUCCUACUUCUUCUUCCCAGAACCGCUGUCAUUACCAUUAUUAAAAGCAAGAAAAGGGAAAAAAAAUUGGGGAAAAAAGAACAGAACCCAGUUUCUCCAGUUGUUUUGUCUCCGGAAAGAUCCGAUCUUUUUCCAUUUUUCGGGGGCUAAUCAGUUGAAUUUGAUCGAAAGGACUGUUUGUCAAGCAACCCAUUUGCAUUUUUGUUAGGUUGUAGAGGAGCACAAUGAGAAAGUUGAAAAAUUUCACACGCAAUGCAGUGCGAGUGAAGUGAUUUUGCAUUCAUUUUUUUGGCACUUUGCAUUAAAACACUGCCGCUUUCAGCCCCUGCCAUGUCCUGCCGCUUCGGCAGAGAUCUUUUCGGGCUCUGGGUCGUAUUUAUCCCUGUCAGAAGCCACUAAUUACCUCCCAUGCCACUGACCUUUUUGUAUGCCCACUGGUAUUGCCAUUGCACUCAUUCAAUUUCUCUCACCUAACGUUUCAUUUCCUCAGCUUCUUCUGGUUUGUCACCCAACAGUGCAAAGCAUUAUUGUUCACUGGGUGUUACGCGUGUGCAGUCAUUUUUUCUUUGUUUUUUUUUGUUCUUUUUAAUUAUUGUGGUUAUUGUGGUCUUGUGUAUUGUUUGAGUGUGUGUUUUUGGGCAUAGAGGAUCUUCCGUCGAUUUGAUUUUGGUUGGAGUUGAAAGUGCGGGUGUUGGAUGGCUGCUCGGCCAGGCUGCUCGUCGUCGGUGCCGUCGCUGCCGCCGCCGCGCCCGAAGUCGCCGCCGGAGUAUCCGGACUUGUAUGGUAAGCGCCGGGAGGCUGCGAAGGUGCAAAUGCUGGAGAGAGAGAUUGGUUUUCUUGAGGAGGAAUUAAAGUCUCUUGAUGGACUUCAACCAGCUUCCAGAUGCUGCAAAGAGGUUGCCGAUUUCGUUGUGGCAAACCCCGAACCUCUCAUACCAACAUACCAGAAGGGAAAUAAAUCUUACCGCUCUUGGAAGUGGCUCUGUGGAAUGUCCUGUUUUAGCCUCUCAUGGGUUUGCUGCUGCUGCUAUUCUGCAUGCCCGGUUCAAUUGCCCUGUAGCUGCAAUUGCAACUCAUGCUGCUCGUGUAAAUGUUGCUCGUGUCCGAGUUGCUCCGUACGCAAGUGCCGGUGUUGCUCGUGUCCCAAAUCUGAUUGCUGUAAAGGCAUCUCUUGCUGUAGUAGAAGUUGUACCUUUUCCUUUCCUUCUUGCCCUAGUUGCUCUUGCUGUUCCUGGCCUAGUUGCUCUUCCUGUUCCUGGCCUAGUUGCUCUUGCUGUUCCUGGCCUAGUUGCGCUUGCUGUUCCUGGCCUAGUUCCUCCUGCCUUAAGUGGCCAAAGGUAAGCUGUUGCUGCAGUUGUAACUGUAAAGAUAUAUGUUGUGACCCUUGCUAUUUAUGUUACUAGCACAAAGUUUAUAUGAA
This is a messenger RNA of Syzygium oleosum, 1969 nucleotides long. RefSeq names its product guanine nucleotide-binding protein subunit gamma 3. Bases 1245 to 1952 code for a protein of 235 amino acids. The record is from RefSeq and is a predicted model, not a curated record. The transcript has 5 exons. NCBI's taxonomy places the organism in Eukaryota, Viridiplantae, Streptophyta, Magnoliopsida, Myrtales, Myrtaceae.